Molecule: messenger RNA, 390 nt
Organism: Fusarium poae
Lineage: Eukaryota; Fungi; Ascomycota; Sordariomycetes; Hypocreales; Nectriaceae
Exons: 1
Coding region: 1-390 (129 amino acids)
Source: RefSeq, a predicted model, not a curated record
AUGCUGACUUCUGAAGAAAAACAAGCUAUUGAACGAGAGGUGACGGCACUCUUCGAGGAUUAUUGCCUUGCAACACCAACGAAUGAAGAUACCAACAAUGACAACACUUCAACCGAAGAAGCAACACCCCAAGCCGCAACCUUGAAGCCUCGAGAUAAUAGCAACACAUCUACCAGACUUGAUCGAUACGGCCAUUUAACCCCUGAACUUGCCUCACACGCUAUGGAGUUUGAGCGCUACCACUUCCUAUGCAAAAAUAGCCCCUGGAACCAAGCAGAGGCUCGCUCUCGCUCUCUUCAAGUUACUCAUGGAAUGGCGCCAACUGUUGCCACUCCACCCCAGGAGCCUGUAGCUAAGCGCGGACGAGGCGAGCACUCAUACAAUGAGUAG